AUGAUUAGGUCGAAAACCCGAAACUACCUGGUGGCGAUGCUCGGAUUCUCUCUAUUUGCCCUCCUCCUCCUCACCCACUUCCUCGAGUUCCCUCUCCUCACCACCGCCGGCAUCCCUGAGCCCGGGGCCAAUGGCAUCGCCUCUGCCACCUCCGGCCGCGAGGAGGCCUUCACGGAUGUCGUGGCGGCGUUCAGAAAGUGGGAUAAGAAGGUGGGAUGCGAGCGGUUCAGGGAAAAGUACCGGAGGUGGACGCCCAACGCUUCCGUGCUGCAGGAAGCGGAAGGCAGCGGUUGUCGGGGGAUGGAGCUGUCACACGUCAGUGUGCUGAUCAAAGGGUGGACCUGGAUUCCCGAUAACUUGGAUCGGCUUUACUCCUGUCGAUGCGGGCUGAGUUGCCUCUGGACCAAGUCCGCGGUUCUGGCUGAUAAGCCCGACGCUCUCCUGUUUGAGAACGCCACGCCUCCUUCCAAGGUAAACACCAAGACCACUCUGUCUGCAAAGCAUGCUUCCUCGGGGACAGAAAAAUCUCUUUCCACUCUCUAGAAGUUGAGAUGGGCGCUUCAGUCCGUUUUAUUUUACAUAGUUCGUAACUCUUCCGAUGAAUGAUUGAGGUUAAAUAUCUUCUCAAUAUCUUGUCAAACUGAAGUGCCCGAGGUGUGAAUCUAUACAAGAAUUUCUAUGUAUUCAUGCUGUCUCUAUUGGAUAGAAGAUCUUUAUCAAUAAUAAUUGAUGAACCAAUUCAAGGAAGAAUUAUCUAUCAGAACACCAUCUGCCGGCUGAAGAACAUCUAUGUGAAAAGUUAAAUGUUUUUUUUUUCUUCUUCUUCUGAUUUUAUAUCAUCAAACUGGUUGGGCACUUGAGGGAUUUCCGUUAUAGCUGAGACCCAGUUGUAUCUCAGCGGAGACCAUUUUUGCAGCAUGAUCACAGUCCAAACAGGAUCCUCCACCCAAAGUUGUAUGAUCUGUUAUCACUCUAAGGACCACAAAUGCUUGAUCACUGAGGGAGUAGAGGUCAGAUCUGCGAUUUUCCUUGGUUGUGAGCUUAUGGAAUCAUCCUGCGUAUCAAUGUUCUCUGAAAAUUAUAUCUUCUAUGCCGGAUGUGAAUGGCUUCCAUUCCUGUGCAAAUGAAAGAAGGAAUAUCCGGGGCUUGUGCUCACUUCACGCUACUCCUGGAUGAUUUUUCUCAUUGCAUCUGAUCUGUCCAGUAAGUUGGGCACCUCUGAGGGAGGCCAGAUGGGCCCCAAGAAAAGGCAUGAUAAGAAAAGAAAAGAAAGAAAAAAAAAACAUGGUCUUUCUCAACUCCAUCUUCUUCGUUUAUAGUAAUGGAAAUAUUUUUUUUCUUCUUUUAAGGCUCAUAAGAUGGUGAAUAUCUGGAAAACUUUGUGUUCUAUUCGAGAUGCAAGUCGCUACAUCUUCAUCUGGUAUCAUCUGAUUCCUCUGAUCUUUCUUGAUCUUCAGAGGAAGAAGGGCGACCCGCUUCGUGUUUACAUGGAUCUCGAGGCCAGUCGGAAGCAUUCAGGGUUCGAAGAUAUCUUCAUCGGCUACCAUGCCAAGGAUGACGUUCAGACAACUUACGCCGGGGCGCUGUUCCACAACAACAGGAACUACCAUGUGUCGCCCUCCAAGAAAAAUGUGGGUAUUCCUCCCUCUUUCCUUGCAAAAAUCCAUGAUUCCAGUGCUUCCUUCUUCAUAGUUCUCGCUCUUCAUGUUCUACACCAAAAAAAAUAAAAAAACUAAAAAAUUGGUUGGUCAAUCUUUCAUUCUACAUCAAAUCUGGGUUUAUUAGUUUUUCACAUAUGAGUGACGGAUGAACAUCUAUUCCUGCAAAAUAUGGCUCACAUGCAAGCAAGAAGGAGUUGUACGAUAUGGAAAGAACAGGGUUUUCAAAUCUUGUCAAUCCAAUUUUUUAGGGUUUUUUUUUUUUUUUUUGGUGUAGAACAGUUUUUUCUAAAACAAGGGUUAUGGAAGUUGCAGAGUAAAUGGGUGGCUCGUCUUCAUUUCCCAUCAGUUCUCACCCUCUCGGGGCUUGUUUUCCCUCAGGAUGCUCUGAUCUACUGGUCCUCUUCCCGGUGCCUCCCCCGCCGGGACCAGCUCGCGAAGAGCUUCCUCUCCCUUGUCCCUCACCACUCCUUCGGCAAGUGCCUGAACAACGUGGGCGGCCUCAACAUGGCGCUGACCUUCUACCCGGAGUGCUCCGCCACCGGCGGCGCCGCCGAAGACCCUCACUGGUACGACCACCUCCACUGCGCCAUGUCCCACUACAAGUUCGUCCUCGCCAUCGAGAACACCGCCGUCGACAGCUACGUGACGGAGAAGCUCUUCUACGCCCUCGACGCCGGUUCUGUGCCCAUCUACUUUGGCGCCCCCAACGUGGCGGACUUCGUCCCCCCCAACUCCAUCGUUGACGGCUCCAAGUUUUCCUCCAUGAAGGAGCUGGCUGCUCAUGUGAAGUCCCUGGCCGUUGACCCCGUCGCCUACGCCGAGUACCACGCUUGGCGGCGCUGCGGAGUCCUGGGAAACUACGGCAGAGUCCGCGCCGCCAGCCUCGACACCCUCCCUUGCCGGCUCUGCGAGGCCAUCAGCAGCAAGGGUGGCAAGCUGGCCGGAAACCGUUGA
This is a messenger RNA of Spirodela intermedia, 2615 nucleotides long. Lineage: Eukaryota; Viridiplantae; Streptophyta; Magnoliopsida; Alismatales; Araceae. The record is from the annotation of a GenBank genome assembly.